CAUCACCACGGGCACACUGGUUACCUGUGGUCAAAAAGUGGCAAAUGCGAUUAAGCAAAAUUGGGUUAUGUAGUGCCACCUAUAUAUGGAGGACACGAAAGUAAAGAUAAACACACAAAGUGUGAAAGUGAAUUGAAAAUGGGAAUUCUGUGAGACAAAGCACGCCGAGUGAAAGUAGUACGACGUCACCACAUUACACAAUUCCAGACUAACAUUUCGCCUUACUACUGCUUGACUUAGAACCAAUGUUCACCGCGUGGAGAAGCAGUGUUGCAUUCGAACGCAGCCAAAGCAACUCUGACGAGUAGUCGAUACCACCGGGAAUCGGUACUCAUUCGCUCAGCGGCAGCCAUUUUAACUUUUGGCGUCGAAAAUACGACGAGGAAAUCUGAGGAAGCCGGAGAUCCUGUUGGUCUGUGUGGUUUUUUCGCAUCCAGCGCAAGCAGUGUGUAGUGCUCGAGGGCCCGUGGUUACCAGUGAGUGUGCGAGGAAGUAGAGAAGUUGAGUUUAAGAAGCGGAGUCGGAUUUGCGGAUCAGUAGUCUAACCAAAACCGAAGCGAAUAUGUCGAUGUCUGCCACGUGCUACAAGUGCAACCGGCCGGGCCACUUUGCCCGGGACUGCAGUCUCGGCGGCGGCGGUGGUCCGGGCGGCGUUGGAGGAGGCGGUGGUGGCGGCGGCGGCGGUAUGCGCGGCAGCGAUGGCGGCGGCAUGCGUCGCAACCGCGAGAAGUGCUACAAAUGCAACCAGUUCGGGCACUUCGCACGUGCCUGCCCCGAGGAGGCCGAGCGCUGCUACCGCUGCAACGGCAUCGGGCACAUCUCGAAGGACUGCACCCAGGCAGACAACCCGACCUGCUACCGGUGCAACAAGACCGGACACUGGGUGCGCAACUGCCCGGAGGCCGUCAACGAACGUGGACCGACCAAUGUGUCGUGCUACAAGUGCAACCGCACCGGACACAUCUCCAAGAACUGCCCGGAGACCUCGAAGACUUGCUACGGCUGCGGCAAGAGCGGACAUCUGAGGCGCGAGUGCGACGAGAAGGGCGGACGGAACUAGGCGCCACCACCCACCCGUGGCACCUCACAAAUGUAAUCAUCGAAGGAGGAAUAUGAGUAAUAAUUCAACACACGAAGAACAACCAGAAGAAGAAGAUGAAAGAGAAAAGAAGAAAAAAAAUGAAAAAAACGAAAAAUCAAUUUGCUACAACAUUCACAAAGCCAGCCAACAGCAACAACAACAUCUAGAAGCGAUAGCAGCAGCAGCACCCAAGUCAAGAUCAACCCCUCCAAAAUAAAGAACACACACCCACACCCACAUCCACAGCCCUUCAUUAACACACGCAGCAUAUAAAUCCAUAAUCCUGAACAUCAUCCAGUAACCAUCGCUGAUUCCAAAAGCCGAGCCUGCAGCGCGGUGCCAACGUCCCGAGAACUGAAAGAAGACAAGGAAGGAGAAGUAUUGGCUUUCCGAGGGAAAGCCGCCAGAUGAGGAAUCAUGGAGGCCACGGAGGAAGAAGGCAAGGGCUCCUCGAGCGGGGGUCGGAGGAGCAGAACCAGAAGACGAUAGCCAACGGCAGCUGUGCAGCCGAGAGAGCAGAUGACGCCGACGACGAGGAAUAGGAUGAGGACGAGGUAGAAGAUGAGGAAGAAGACACGACGACCCAAAUUGUAAGAUGAGACUAAACCGCAACAGCAACAACAAAAGAAAUCACCAAGCAAACCACUUUACUAUAAUUAUACCUAUAUGAUUAUGAUUAUGCUGCAGAGUGUUUGAAUUUACUAAUUACAUUAUAACGAAUGGAAUGAAACUAUAUAAGAUUAUAUAAAGAAAAAAAUACCUUAAAGAAUACUAUUUAAAUCUAAUGAUCCUAUUAGGAGUUCCACAGCCAGAAACAACC
This is a messenger RNA of Drosophila erecta, 1901 nucleotides long. RefSeq names its product CCHC-type zinc finger protein CG3800 (gene CNBP). Lineage: Eukaryota; Metazoa; Arthropoda; Insecta; Diptera; Drosophilidae. Gene Ontology annotation, biological process: positive regulation of cytoplasmic translation. Gene Ontology annotation, cellular component: cytoplasm. Gene Ontology annotation, molecular function: translation regulator activity; mRNA binding; zinc ion binding. Bases 563 to 1060 code for a protein of 165 amino acids. The transcript has a single exon. The record is from RefSeq and is a predicted model, not a curated record.